Molecule: messenger RNA, 1395 nt
Organism: Octopus sinensis (East Asian common octopus)
Lineage: Eukaryota; Metazoa; Mollusca; Cephalopoda; Octopoda; Octopodidae
Product: protein LTO1 homolog
Exons: 5
Coding region: 75-515 (146 amino acids)
Source: RefSeq, a predicted model, not a curated record
UGUUAGAUAACAUCCGGUAGGGUUCCCUGCCUCGUCGUUUACCGUUCACAGAUUUGGUUGUCUCAGUCACCACUAUGUCUGUCGAGAACAUCCACAUCAAUGAUGUUCCUAAUGAUGUCGAUAUUUUUGAGUCUGUUGUGAUGCAAGAAGAAAGUUCUGUGAAGGCAGGUUAUUUGGCUGGUUUGAACCAUGGUACUGAAAAGGGUCAAGAAGAUGGUUAUCAACUUGGAUAUUCCUUGGGAUGCAGUGUUGGAAAUGAGAUCGGCUUCCUAAAGGGAUUUGUCUCAACAUGGUUGGCGUUACUUGACCAAUCUCCUGAUACUAAAGAGAAAACUUCCAAGGCAUUAACGUCUCUGCAAACUCUUCUUGGUAAAUAUCCUCUUGGAACUGUGAAUAGCACGUGUGUCACAGACCUGAAAAUGAUCCAAGCAAGAUUUAAAAAGGUUGUGUCGUUGCUGGAUAUAAAUAUUAGUUGGAGUCAGACGGCAUCCAAACAAGAAAGCUUAUCGUUUUAGCAAUCUGCUUUGUUUUGCUGAUUUUUUUUGAUUUUUUUUUUUUUUGCGAGGAGGUCGAGAGAGAGAAAAUAAUGAAUACACAGACGCACACACAUAUAAAGAGAUCCUGAUGUCUGAACUGUGUGAAGAAACCUCUGCAUUGAAACAACUUCUGGUGACUGUGUCUAAUGUUUUAUUCCUACCCUCAAGGUACCUCACCGGGCCAAAUGCUGAACUGCAUUUACUCCAAUUUUGCGUUCUGCAUUGAAGUUCCGCCAGGGUCGACUUUGCCUUUCAUCCCUUCAGGGUUGAUAAAAUAAGUACCAGUUGAAUACUGGGGAGUCGAUGUAAUUGACUCAACCCCUCCCCACAAAAAUUGUUAACCUUGUGCCAAAACACUUGAAACUAAUAUUUAUUCCUACACAACUCAGUGCCACACAAGAAUCUCUGAGUCAUUCUUAAUAUCAGUGUUCUUCCUGUGAAAAUUGGGGUUUAAGUUUUUACAGUAAUGGAGAGGAGUGGGGGGAAUGUUUGUUGUUGCUUUGUUUUGUUUUGUUUUUUUAUUUUGUCUUUGUUGUUAUUUUAUUGGCAGUAAUUUCGAUAUGUGUGAAUUUUGCAAAUGUAAGUAAGAACUUGAUGCCAUUACCAAAAAAAAUGUUUGCUGCAAGUCAUCAUUGAUUUCUCACAACGCCUGUCUGCUGUUAAUUCCAUUUGUGAAUGUGGACUUAGUUUCCAUCGAAAUUAAGUUUGGUAGGGAAUGGGUAUAACUUGCAGAUACUACACACACAUCUGAAGAAUUUGAUGACCAAAGAGUGGCAAAUUCAAAGCAAUUAGUAAAAAAAAUAUUAGCUUUGGUGUGACAGAACUAAUUAACAUGUGACAACUGACCUAAAAAAAAAAA